AUGGCCGGGAGUUUCUUUACCUCCGUCGCGGUGAACCUGGUCUCGAAAAUCGGUGGGUACAUGUUUACUCCCAUUGGGCGUCAAUUUGGGUACGUGCUAUGCUACAAGAGCUACGUCGAAGAUCUCCAAACUGCAGUCGAGGAGCUGGAGGGUGCGAGAGAAAGUGUGCAGCAGUCCGUCGAUCAAGCCGGGCGCAACGUAAACCCAAUACGCCCUUAUGUUGAGGAUUGGCUGGGGAAAGCAAUGAAGGAGGCUGAGGAAGCACAACAAAUGUUAGAACGUGGCAAGACUGCAAAGAAUGCUUGCUUCCGCGGGUGGAUUCCCAAUCCAUUGGUGCGCCAUCGAAUAGGCAGACAGGUGAGGGAGGCAACUGAAGUCAUUCGGGUACUCCGUGAGAAAGCCCAAAAUAGCGACUUCAAGAAAGUCUACGAUGAGAAUAUUCCACCAGGAAUUGUCAUUGAUCCCCCGUUUCCAGUUACAAGAGAUGCCUUGGAGUCGAGGGCUUUGAUCGCGGAUGAUGUAAUGAAGGUUUUAGCUGAUGACAAGGUCCAUGUGAUUGGGGUGCAUGGAGUAGGUGGGGUUGGCAAGUCCAAGCUUUUGGCGGACAUAAAAAAUAGAGUUAAGGGAGAGAAGCUGUUCGAUGAGGUUGCCAUGGUAGAUGUAUUCCGCAAUCCAGAUCCAAAAAGAAUUCAGGGAGAAAUCGCUGACUCUCUCGGCCUGAACCUAAUGAAUAUGGAAACUACUCGUGGGAGAGCAGAACUUUUGCAUCAGAGGUUGACGGGAUUAAAGGGGUAUCCUAAGAAAAAAAUUCUCAUCCUUUUAGAUAAUUUGUGGAAGAAGCUAGAGUUGGAGGAAGUUGGAAUACCUUGCGGAAAUGAUAAUAAAGUAAGGGGCUGCAAGCUAUUGCUAACGUCAAGACGCCGAGAUGUUUUGCGGGAUGACAUGGACUCUGACCGAUUAUUCGAACUCAAAGUGUUAGAGUAUGGUGAAGCACGAAGACUUUUUGAAAGUUUAGUGGGGAACAGAGUUGACGAUCCUGAUUUUGCACCCUUCGUAGAGGGAGUGGUUAGGAAUUGUAAAGGCUUGCCACUUUGGAUUGUUUCGUUGGCAAAAACGUUGAAGCACAGAGAUUUAACUGCGUGGAGGAGUGCUUGGACCAAUAUAGGUGGGUCGGUUGAGAAAUUAAUAGUGGAACUAAAUUACAAUGACUUAAAAGAGAAGAGGAUCAAAUCAGUGUUCUUGGUUUGUUCUCUACUCUCUGGGUUAAUUUCGUUGAGGGAUUGCCUUGUCUAUUGCAUGGGUUUGGGUUUAUAUGAAGAAUUAUGGAAGACCAUCGAAAACGCUAGAGAUAAGUUGAGUACGGAUCUGCAUAGCUUGAAGGACUCUUCCUUGUUAGAGAUAAGUUUAUUUUGA
Messenger RNA from Rhodamnia argentea, 1413 nucleotides. RefSeq names its product probable disease resistance protein At5g63020. The transcript has a single exon. The record is from RefSeq and is a predicted model, not a curated record. Gene Ontology annotation, molecular function: ADP binding. The coding region runs from base 1 to 1413 and encodes 470 amino acids. Lineage: Eukaryota; Viridiplantae; Streptophyta; Magnoliopsida; Myrtales; Myrtaceae.